Molecule: messenger RNA, 858 nt
Organism: Lactuca virosa
Lineage: Eukaryota; Viridiplantae; Streptophyta; Magnoliopsida; Asterales; Asteraceae
Source: the annotation of a GenBank genome assembly
AUGGCUGCAUCAAAUGUUACUUUAAUUGCUGAUUUAGAUGUUCUAAGGGAUGAUUUAACAUUCAAACUUCGUGUUAUAAACUUAUGGAACCAGAAAUCAUUCUAUAACAAAGAUGAACUUUACUUAAUUGAAUUGAUCUUAAUAGAUGAACAGGGAAACAAAAUCCAAGCAAAUGUCUCAAGGAAAAACAUCUACAGAUUCAUAGAUAUUCUAAAAGAUGGCCACGCAUUUUACAUAAAAUGUCCAAUCUUUGCAUCAGAAAGGAUGGGUGGUUUGAGGUUAACUCGUCAUCAUUAUAAACUUACUUUUGUCCAUAACACUGUUGUUACUGAGUGUCAUGACUUUUAUGGGCCUACGUUUUGUUUUGAGUUUGUUGAUUAUCAAAGUCUUAUCUCAUUGGUCCAUCCUCCAAACAUAUCAAUUGAUGUUAUUGGAUUAGUGGUUGGAAUUGGUGACAUGUGGCGAGAUAAUGCAGACGUGAACAAACACAGACUCAUCAUCCAAAUUCAAGAUGCAAAUGGUUUGCAACUAUCUGUCACUUUGUUGGGUCAUUAUGCUUACACAAUGCAAAACUUUAUCGAUAACAACGUACACAAUCUUCGUCGUCCCACAGUUAACACGUACUGUUCCGUGACAAAGCUUUUCAUUGACACUGACAUUGAUGAAAUCAAUGUUUUCAAGAAGAGUUUAGAUAGAGAUGAUCCCCCUGAUUUGUCAUCGAAUACACAUACAAUUAUUCCAUCUAAUCAAGUUUGUCAGCAUGAUGAUUUCAAACUUAAGUUUCAGUGCAAGAGUAAUGUUGAUGUUUGUCAACACGGUAAAGAGAUUAUGAAGGUGAAAUUGGAAAACAUUGGGUAA